This is a messenger RNA of Galeopterus variegatus (Sunda flying lemur), 1430 nucleotides long. It is a transcript of the gene EVA1C, whose product is annotated as eva-1 homolog C (C. elegans). The transcript is spliced from 8 exons. Gene Ontology annotation, cellular component: extracellular region. The record is from RefSeq and is a predicted model, not a curated record. Lineage: Eukaryota; Metazoa; Chordata; Mammalia; Dermoptera; Cynocephalidae. Bases 195 to 1235 code for a protein of 346 amino acids. Gene Ontology annotation, molecular function: heparin binding; carbohydrate binding.
UGCAAGACCUAGUGCAGAGUGAAAAUGUGGGCCCCUUGUUCAAAAAUCAGAGGAAACAUGCUGUUCAAGGUUACCUAACCAAACUCCUGCAAAACCACACUGCGUAUGCCUGUGACGGGGACCAUUUGAAUCUACAGUGCCCUCGGCAUUCUACGAUAAGUGUCCAAUCGGCAUUUUAUGGGCAAGAUUACCAAAUGUGUAAUUCCCGGCAGCCUGCCUCCCAGAGGGAAGACAGCUUAACCUGUGUGGCACCCACCAGCUUGCAGAAGGUGCUGGACGAAUGCCAGAACCAGCGGGCCUGCCACCUCCUGGUCAAUAGCCGUGUUUUUGGACCUGACCUUUGUCCAGGAAGCAGUAAAUACCUCCUGGUCUCCUUUAAAUGCCAACCUAAUGAAUUAAAAAACAAAACCGUGUGUGAGGACCAGGAGCUGAAACUGCACUGCCACGAAUCCAAGUUUCUCAACAUCUACUCUGCAACCUACGGCAGGAGGAUCCAGGAAAGGGACGUCUGCUCCUCAGAAGCACAGUGGCUGCCCCCGUUUGACUGCUUGUCUUACUCAGCCUUACAAGUAUUAUCCAGAAGGUGCUAUGGGAAGCAGAGGUGCAAAAUCAUUGUCAACAAUCACCAUUUUGGAAGCCCCUGUCUGCCGGGAGUGAAAAAAUACCUCACUGUUACCUACGCAUGUGUACCCAAGAACAUACUCACAGCGAUUGAUCCAGCUAUUGCUAAUCUAAACCCUUCUUUGAAGCAGAAAGAUGGUGACUAUGGUAUAAACUUCGACCCAAGCGAAUCGAGGGUUUUGAGGAAAGAUGGAGUUAUUGUUAGCAACUCUCUAGCUGCAUUUGCUUACAUAAGAGCCCACCCUGAGAGAGCGGCCCUGCUGUUCAUGUCCAGCGUCUGCAUUGGCCUGGCCCUCACAUUGUGUGCCUUAGUUAUCAAAGUGUCCUGCACCAAGGACUUCCGGGAGCUGCAGCUGGCAAGGGAGCACCUGGUGGCAGGAAGUGACAAGGUUGAGGAGGACAGCAAGGAUGAAGAGGAGGAAGAGGGCUCCUCUGACUCUGAUUUUCCAGGGGAAGUGUCAGGGUUUUGUAGGACUUCAUAUCCUGUCUACAGUUCCAUAGAGGCUGCAGAGCUGGCAGAAAGGAUUGAGCGCAGGGAGCAAAUUAUUCAGGAAAUAUGGAUGAACAGUGGUUUGGACACCUCACUCCAGAGAAACAUGGGCCAGUUUUACUGAAAACCAGAUGCCUCUUGAUACAAUCACACUUUCUGAAGAGGGAAGGAUCUAAAUGCCUCUCAAGUUCUUUCUCUUGUACCUUCUAUGAAGGAGAAUUUGUCAUGUCAUCCAACACUGGUGAAGCCAGAGAGCUAUUAAAGGGAUGUUUCAAACUGUUUACAGCACAUUCCAAAAUAAAUUGGGAGGGGAGAAGUC